Mesorhabditis belari is the source of this 651-nucleotide messenger RNA. NCBI's taxonomy places the organism in Eukaryota, Metazoa, Nematoda, Chromadorea, Rhabditida, Rhabditidae. The record is from the annotation of a GenBank genome assembly.
AUGUGCUCGCAUCAAAGAAAAACGUUAUGUAAUGAAGAUCAUGAAAAUCAACUCCGAAAAGAAGCCUGCUAUAAAGAAGAAAAAGAAGAUCGCCAGCAAAAAAAGAAGAAAAUCGACGAGAAAUUUGCCGAAGAUCGUCACCUCACCAAGAAACUUGCCGAAAAGUUCGCGAAACAGAAGAAGAAAGAAGAUGAUGGAGCCGUGCUCAAAUUCAAGGUGAAAGACGAUAAACAGAAGGUUUCCGUCGAAAACUCUGCUUCGCAUAAUAAGAUCAUCUUGCAGGCGGAGGAGAGGCAUGUGAGCAAACAGUAUCAGCUUGAACUUCGAAACGAUGCUCUCUGCUCUCAAUUCAAGUGUGCUGCUUGCUCGCAACGAUCAAAUGUGGACGACCUUGGCGAUCUUUUUGGACCCUAUUAUGUACCAAAGAUUUCAAAGAAAGAUGAGUUCCUAAUAGACGUUUGGCUACAUGGUGAUUGUGUCUUGCAUCUACCAAAGGUUUUUUUACAUGGAGGAGAGCUUACACAUUUAGAAGAGGUUAUCAAUCAAUCAUGGAAAAAUAAAUGCGUGGUAUGCCAUGAAGUUGGUGCAUCGAUCAUUGCCGCGGCAUCGGGGAACGCCCAUUUUCCUUGCGCAAAAAAAAAGGGUUUUUUG